Messenger RNA from Aphanomyces astaci, 1670 nucleotides. RefSeq lists its product as hypothetical. Gene Ontology annotation, cellular component: DASH complex; mitotic spindle. The transcript has 3 exons. The record is from RefSeq and is a predicted model, not a curated record. Lineage: Eukaryota; Oomycota; Saprolegniomycetes; Saprolegniales; Verrucalvaceae. Gene Ontology annotation, biological process: attachment of spindle microtubules to kinetochore. The coding region runs from base 26 to 1444 and encodes 472 amino acids.
CAUAAUUCCACCACGAGGAAACAACAUGGAGGAGGAGCUCGAGCAGAAGAUGACGUUUGUCUUGGCCGACAUCGACGCCCAAUUCAGCAAGGCCCAUGAAGCAGCCACGAAACUCCUUCGUAGAGUUCGCAGACAUAGCCAAACCACCCGCCAAAUGCACGCGCAUUGCCGCUUGUUCCAUGACCUGUUUGUUCAACUGCAAGACCAAGCGGCGGCGACACCGUCGUCCAGUCAUGCGUCGCCAGCGCAUCACCACGACCGACCAGGAAAUAGGAUGAACAUGAGCACAUACACGGACAUUCAGGACGACAUGGAGGCCGCGGAGCAUUACGACUCGUUCCUCGACGCCGACGACGAGUUUGUCGACGCCACCGUACAGCUCAAGACUACGACGCUUGUCCAGCCUCGAGGUAGCGUCCCUGCUGCCACGACGGCAAGCUCCACGUCGCUUAACGAGAGCAGCAUCAACAUUUCCAUGGACAUAACAGGCAGUCCCAUGCCCCCGCGACACCAUCUUUCUCGACCGCCCGUCCACGUUCACACCCCUGCAGCUGCGUCUUCCUCGCAGCAAGAAGCAUCUUCGCAUCCCACUCCCGCGUCACCGUCCAAUAGCAGCACUGCCUCAUACGUCCAUCUCCCACUUCUCCCCACUCCGGAAAUGCCGUCGCUGUCGCACAGGGUUCAGCUCCUCCAAGCUCCUCCACCUUCCACAUCCCAUGCUGGUGGUCUUGACGAAAGCGAUUCAUUCCUUGGCGUGCCCAGUGAUAUUGCGACGCCAGACAUGCACGUGUUGAGUCGUCCUUGCCUUUCCCCCGAGGCUUCGUCUCCAGGCUUUCCGACAUCGCCAUCCCCAUCUCACCCAGCGCCGCCCUUCGCUUCUUCUUCUUCUCCAUUGAACACGAGUGUCAUCGCUACCUCGAGUCCGCAUGCCCACCACGCCGUCCAGACCCCUCCAUGGCACGCCACGCCCGGCGCGCCAUCGUCCGACUUUCGGCGGCGGUUCAGUGCCGCCUCCGAGUACCGCACUCCCCUGAAAUCCAAACCGCCGUUUGCUGCCGACGACGACGACGAAGACAUGGACCAUGACAUGGCGUACCCCAACAUCGACUCGCCGGUGCUGGCGUCGCCCCUGCUCAGCACCAAGCUCAAGGUGCUGACGCCGCACACGCCGCUGUCGAACCGUAUCGCAGGCGCGUCCACGCAGACGCCAUACCGAAGUCCAUAUGCGUCCACGAUGUUGUCGUCGCCGUCGACGCCGAAAAUUCCCAUAUUUGACCUCGCGCUCUUCCCCGUGGCGUUUCAGAAAGGCGAAGGGGCGUAUCAAAUGACUCGGUUGUACAGCUACUUUCGCAACAACCCAACGCAAGCCAUGGUAUGUAUACUGUACAAACCACAAGUGAUGACUGUAUAUUUGUAUGUAGACGUUGGCUGGCCUAGUCGAUAAACUAGACGAUUGCGAGUCGGAGCGACUAGAAAUUCUGCUGGAUACGCUCGUGUCCCGCCGCCUCUUGCGGCCGUUUGUAGUCGAAGGGGAGAUGUACUGGCAGUCGUCGUUCAAAUAACGCACACAACAAUACCUCUUAGUGUCGAUACGGACGUCGAAAUGUACUGUAGGAUGAAUACUACUAUUAUAGGUACAUACAGGGCCAUCGGCUGUUCCUAGCCAUCCA